AUGUCGAUUGUUAAUGAGAAGAAUGAUAAAGAAUCAACGAUUAUAGAACGUUUCGAUGAUAAUUGGAAAUGUCUACUCGUUCCGAAAGAUUCUUUCGGUAAAAAUAUUUGCACUAUUGAUUAUGAUGAUCAACAUUGGAGAACUAUUGAAUUACCUGAUAAUAAUCGAAGUAAGAAUGAUUCAACUAUGUUCUAUUAUCGAAAACGAUUUGAAUGGAUCUAUCCAUUCGAUCUUCAACGACAUAUGUAUUUACAUUUCACUGCAUCGGAAAGCAAUGAUCAGUUAGAGAACACAAUUGAAAUUCCUGGUAUUAUUAUUUGGUGUAAUGAAAGAUGUAUUUUCGAAGGAAUUUUAGCAAAUCAAUCGAUUGAUAUUACCAAUGAUGUACAAAUUAAUGCGGAGAAUAUUUUUGUUAUUUGUUCAUGUGAAGGAUAUUCUCUUUCACUUUAUGCUCGUCUCAUUAUUCCAUGUCUUCGUACAAUUCAUAUCGAUGCGAAUGAAUUGGUGUUAACAACAACAACAACAACAAGAACGUCAUUAGAUUAUACUGCUAGUUUCAAUGAAAUAACUCGACUGAUUGAUAUAAAGAUUGAUUCUUAUGAUGCAAUAGAUUAUGAUGAAUUCGAAUUCGAGAAUAUAUCCAACGAUGAUAUUGAUAAAGCAAAAAAAGCUCUAGAAAUUGGUCCUGUUCCACGUUUAGCCAUUGUUAUGUUAAUUAUCGGCACGCGCGGCGAUAUUCAACCUUUUAUCGCAUUAGGAAAAGCUCUUCUUCGAUAUGGACAUCGAGUACGUUUAGCUACACAUGAAACAUUUCGAAGUUUUGUUCGUGAACAAGGUUUAGAAUUCUAUCCAUUAGGAGGAAAUCCUGCUGAUUUAAUGUCAUUUAUGGUAAAGAAUGCUGGCAUUGUUCCCUCAGUCAGUAGUAUCAUAGCAGGUGAUAUCACUAAAAAUCGUCAGAUUAUUAGUGAAAUUCUUCAAUCAACAUGGAAAGCAUGUAUUGAUGUUGAUGAUGAAACUGGAAUUCCCUUUGUUGCCGAAGCUAUUAUUGCUAAUCCACCAUCAUAUGGUCAUAUUCAUUGUGCACAAAAAUUACAAAUUCCUCUACAUAUAAUGUUUACCAUGCCAUGGUCACCGACUGGUGCAUUUUCGCAUCCAUUAUGUCAAAUCAAUAAUAAUUACGGACCGCAAGAAUUGAUCAACCGUAUAUCGUAUACAGUUAUGGAAACUUUAGUAUGGUCAGGAAUGGGAGAUUUAAUUAAUGAAUUUCGUGAACAAACUCUUCAUCUUCCAGGUCUUCAUAAUCGGCAAGCCAUUCGUAUGAUGAUCGAUGAACAUGUUCCACAUACUUAUUGUUGGUCACCAUCACUUGUACCAAAACCAACAGAUUGGCCAGAUUAUAUCAAUGUUUGUGGUUUCUUUUUUCUUGAUCUUGCAACAAAUUACCAGCCACCAGAAGAUCUUCUUCAUUUUCUAAAUGCAGGUGAUCCACCCAUCUAUAUUGGUUUUGGUUCCAUUACAGGCCAUGAUUCCAGUCGUUUAUUAAAGAUUGUAUUAGAAGCUUUGAAGGUAACUGGAUAUCGAGCUCUUCUUUCAGGUUUAGCAAAUGAGAAUGAUUCUUUCCCAGAGAAUAUCUUCAAAAUUGGUAAUUGUCCACAUGAUUGGCUUUUUCAACAUGUAUCCGCUGUUUGUCAUCAUGGAGGUGCUGGUACAACAGCAGCUGGUCUUCGUGCUGGUAAACCUACUAUUAUUGUUCCGUUUUUUGGUGAUCAAUUCUUUUGGGGAUCAAUGAUAUAUCAAAGUGGUGCUGGUCCAAUAGCUAUUCCUGGUAAAGAUCUAGCUAGUCAUCAUUUGAUUGAAGCUUUUAGAUUUGUUCAUCAACAUAAUGCUCGUGAAGCAGCUGAACGAUUACGUUUAGCAUUUGCUGAUGAGAAUGGAUGUGAAAGAGCUGUUCAAUCGUUUCAUUCUCAUUUACCAUUACAUAAAAUGCAAAGUGAUCUUGAUUCAUCGUUUGGUGCAUGUUUUUAUCUAAAAGAUUAUAAUUUACAAAUCUCUCGACCUGUUGUUCAAGUACUUUUAGCAGCUGAAAAAAUUAAAGAAAGCCAAGUAACCUUACAUUCAACUUAUUCUUGGUAUCGAUUAAAAAAUGAUGAUCGUCUUUCAUUACCUUUUCAUAAUUUCAUGCGACAUGAACAGAAAGCACUUCGUUCUAUUUUUGUCAAUGCACCUGAAGCACUGAAACGAGUCAGUAGUGAAAACAAUUUUACCAAAGGAGUCCGUGAUAGUAGUCAUUGUAUUAUCAAAGGAAUUGGUCACGCAUCAAUUGGUUGUUUGGCAUUUUAUGGUGAUGUAACCGAUACAUUGGAACGUUUACCUAAUGCCUAUAAUCGUUAUUCCUAUGCUGAGCAACAUGAACAGACACAAGUAAAUAAUUUUCAAUCGGGAAUGAAAGCAGCUGGAGAUUCACUAUGGUAUGGAUUUAAAGAUGGAAUCACAGGAUUAGUAAGAAAUCCUCUAGUUGGUUAUAAUCACGAUGGAAUUCGUGGUGUAGCAACUGGUACAGCAUUGGCUAUUCCAAAUUUAGUUUUGAAACCUCUUGCUGGUACUUUAGCAUCAAUAACAUGGCUUAGUCGUGGUGUCUAUGCUCAAGCAACACAAGUAUCAGAAGAAAAGAAAAACAAACGAAAUAUUCAAUUGAAAUUGGAUUCUUUCAAUGAACUUCGUCGACCAAUAAUCGAUUUAACUGAUGAGAGUUCACCUGAAGUUCGUGCUUCAUCUGAAUCAGGUUUAACAAUCGAUGUAUGUCGAACUAUCUUACAAGCAUUCGAAAAAAUCCUCAUUGAAAACAAUCGAAUGAACAAAUCACUCGAACGACAACGUAGUCAUUCAACGCCAGACACUUAA
This is a messenger RNA of Adineta steineri, 2901 nucleotides long. The record is from the annotation of a GenBank genome assembly. Lineage: Eukaryota; Metazoa; Rotifera; Eurotatoria; Adinetida; Adinetidae.